AUGAUUACAAAAUUAAAACAAUUGAUAAAUGAUAAUUCUGUGGGACAAACAAAUAAUCCAAUUUUGGCUGCUCUAAAGGACUUAAAAUUAAACAGCAACGAUACUUAAUUUACUUAAUAAGCAGAAAUAAGCAAAAGAUUAAAACACUUUUUUGCAAAUGAUCAAUCAAAAGUAAUAUUAAUAGAUAAGCAUUUAGUCUUAGUUUUUAAAAUAAUUAUUAAUAGUAGUAGGAGAGUAUUUAUUAUAAGAGUAUAAUUUCUACAUAAAAUUAAAAAUGCUCUUGUUAGUGCAUAUUAUUAUAAGUUCUUAAGUGGCAAGAGCUGAAUUCUCAAAAAUGAUUAUCAACACUCGUCUAAUAAUAAAUAUUAAGAGUAAAGAUGAUAUAGAGAUAAUAUAUGGAUAAUUAUGUCAAUCUUAUUAUUGUUAUAUAUAUAAAUUGGCUGCUUAAACUACUUUAAUAAAUGAAGAAUUCAAUAAACCUUAAGAGGAUCUAAUGAUAUAUUUUACUUUAUCUAAUUAAUGUUAUAUCGGAAUGAGUAUGUAAUAAUUGAUAGAAAGAAUAAAUUAAGAUCAGGAACCUAAUCCUAUAAUAGCACAUUUAGUUAAGUUCUUAUAUUUUGACAUUCAGGAUAUUUAUAUUUUCAUACUUAAAGACGUUAAGUAUCUAAUAGAAAAGAACCCAAAUUUGAUAGAUAAUAAAUAAUAACUAUUAGAGUUAUAUAAGGAAGUAAAAAUAAACAUACAAAUUUAGUGUCAAUCAUUAUAAAUAAAAAUGUUGAGUUUUUAUAAAUUCAAUAGAUUCUUUCCUCAUUUCAAUUAGAUUAUGCCUCCCCAUUCCAUUUAGAUCAAAACUUCUAUAUUAAAUGGAAUAAUUGAAGAGAAACCUCUCAUGAAAUAAGCAUCUAUUAAAUCAGGUCCACAUGAGAUACGUGAGCCUUUGUCUGUCAAAAAUUCAGAUAGAAAACUAUAGUAAUAUAAUAGACCUUUUUCUCCAAAAUAGAAAAUGCAUUGA
Messenger RNA from Paramecium pentaurelia, 1012 nucleotides. NCBI's taxonomy places the organism in Eukaryota, Ciliophora, Oligohymenophorea, Peniculida, Parameciidae. The record is from the annotation of a GenBank genome assembly.